AUGUUUAUUGUUACUUAAAUUUUUGAUGAACCUGAGGAUGAUAAAGAAAACAGAUAAGCCAGAUAGAUUGUAUCCUUCCUUUUAAGAUUCUCUUACUAUGCUUUUCAAUUAAGUGUCAUUUAUGAAUCUGCUUAUAUUGUAUACUUUGAGAUGAGAUCAACCUUAUUUUCAAUUUACUUCCUUUUCUUGUACUUUUUUCUGUUAAAGUCAUUUUACUUAUCCAUCCGAAGGAAAAGCUAUACUUAUGUAAAUAUGAUUGAAGAACAAAAUUUAUGUAAAAGAUGCAAAAUACAUAGAGGUUAUAUUUAAUGUAAAAUAUUUAGAAAUAACAACUCAUCAUUGUAAGAUCUGUUAAACUUGCGUAUUAGAAAUGGAUCACCAUUGUUUCUUCAUUGGAAAUUGUGUAGGGAAAAAUAACUAUAAAUAUUUUAUAAGUUUUAUUUGUUAUACAAAUAUCCUGACUUUAAGUGUAUUGCUAUAUUUAGGUGAACAAUUCUACUUUUUUGUUACUUUUCGAUUUGGAUUAUUAACAGUAAAUUGGUUUAGAUUGAUAUUUGUUUAUAUUUUCACAACAUUACUGCUUUUUUCGGCACUUUCAAUGUUGUUUGCUUAAGCAUAUGUCUUAGCAAACAACAGUUCGAUGGUUCAUAUGAGAAAAUACCCUGAAUUAAAGAAAUAUACUUAUUGUUAAUUUAUACUUAGUAUAUUUAAGAAAUCUUUAUAUACAGACAUUUAUAACUCAUGGAAAUAAAGAAGUGAAUAAUAUUAUUUAUUAAUACCAUGA
Messenger RNA from Paramecium octaurelia, 784 nucleotides. NCBI's taxonomy places the organism in Eukaryota, Ciliophora, Oligohymenophorea, Peniculida, Parameciidae. The record is from the annotation of a GenBank genome assembly.